Messenger RNA from Pelodiscus sinensis (Chinese soft-shelled turtle), 577 nucleotides. The record is from RefSeq and is a predicted model, not a curated record. Lineage: Eukaryota; Metazoa; Chordata; Testudines; Trionychidae.
UGAGGACAACAGCAUUGUCACCCUGUCGCAGACCAAGAUGGAGGAGCUGCACUUGUUCCGGGGGGACACGGUGCUGCUGAAGGGCAAGAAGCGCCGGGAGACGGUCUGCAUCGUCCUCACCGAUGACUCCUGCCAGAGCGAGAAGAUCCGCAUGAACCGAGUCACCCGCAACAACCUCCGCGUGCGCUUGGGUGACGUGGUGAGCAUCCAGGCCUGCCCAGACGUGAAGUACGGGAAGCGGAUCCAUGUGCUGCCCAUUGAUGACACCAUCGUGGGCCUGACCGGGAACCUGUUUGACGUGUACCUGAAGCCCUACUUCCUGGAGGCCUAUCGGCCUGUGCACAAAGGCGACAUCUUCCUGGUGCGCGGCGGGAUGCGGGCCGUGGAGUUCAAGGUCGUGGAGGUGGAUCCGAACCCCCACUGCAUCGUGGCUCCCGACACCGUCAUCCACUGCGAGGGCGAGCCCAUCAAGAGGGAGGUGGGUGCAGUCCCCCCGUACCCGUCUGUGGGCGCCCAAGAGACUAUUGGAUCCUGGGAUGGGGCAGGGCCCAUGGUGCUGGAUCCGGGAGUGGGGAGC